Messenger RNA from Didymodactylos carnosus, 864 nucleotides. Lineage: Eukaryota; Metazoa; Rotifera; Eurotatoria; Philodinida; Philodinidae. The record is from the annotation of a GenBank genome assembly.
AUGUCGAAUGAGACACUAUUUAUCGAUUCAGUUUCAUCCGAAUCUGUACUCAUUUUCUUUCAAAUUGGUCGUAUUUUUACUUUUUUAUGUACAAUAUUCGGUCUAUUUGGUAAUAUUUCGUUAAUUUUUGUUCUCUAUCAUACAGCAUCAUCUCGUCGUGUAACAUAUGAAUUAUUAAUUAUAUGCAUUACUGUAUUCAAUAGUAUUCGACUACUAUCAGCUAUUUAUUAUUAUGUUAUACACGCAAACUUUAUUCCAUUAAAUUAUAAAACUCAUGCUAUUUAUAUUAUAAUAAGUCGAUAUUCACACUUUGUUGCUAAUUGGUUAAAAGUACUAGUUGCUAUUGAACGAUUUGUUACAAUUAAAUAUUGGGUAGUAAGUAGACAUCAAUAUCGAAAAUUAAAUCAACAAAAAAAACGAAGAAUAAUUAUAUUAAUUUUUAUUAUACUUGUAUGUGGUCUAUUGAAUCAUCAUCCAAAUUUUAUUCAUGGUCGAUUUAUUUCAGUAAAUAUAGAUCCUCGUCGUUUACUCAUUGUACCAAAAGUAAAUUUAAAUUUUUACUAUGGUGAAAAUAUUUUUAAUGGUGCUUUAUUUACAAUUAUCAGUUAUACUUUCAUUGAUGAUGCUAUACCAAUUUCAAUAUUAUUUAUAUCAAAUGGAUGUUUACUCUAUAGUCUUCAUCAUUUACCGUCUAUUACACGACAAAAAAUCAAUGAAUCUAUAUGGAUUUUAACAUUUUUAACAUUUUUUUCAAUCUUUCUUAUACCAAGAUCAAUUUUGGUUUUAUUUCAUCUAUAUGUCGAUCGUAAAUAUGUUGAUGAUACUAAACUAGCCAUUGCCUUUCAUCUGCUUCAAGGUAAGUGA